Stereum hirsutum FP-91666 SS1 is the source of this 12006-nucleotide messenger RNA. RefSeq lists its product as uncharacterized. Gene Ontology annotation, cellular component: small-subunit processome; t-UTP complex; 90S preribosome. Lineage: Eukaryota; Fungi; Basidiomycota; Agaricomycetes; Russulales; Stereaceae. Gene Ontology annotation, molecular function: snoRNA binding. Gene Ontology annotation, biological process: maturation of SSU-rRNA from tricistronic rRNA transcript (SSU-rRNA, 5.8S rRNA, LSU-rRNA); positive regulation of transcription by RNA polymerase I. Bases 1 to 6234 code for a protein of 2077 amino acids. The record is from RefSeq and is a predicted model, not a curated record. The transcript is spliced from 35 exons.
AUGCCGUCCAGUCUCGCUGCCCAGCUAGCUCAAACUUCAUCCCUCAACUCCUCUUUACUCGUCGACCGCUCCCGUAGAACUCCUACAGAAUCAUACCUAUUUACUGCACGCGAAGCAGACCAACACGAUCUCGACUCCCUUCACGCGCUUGCCUCGAAUGCUUUUCUUCAGCUUCGACAAUUAAACCCCUCAUUUCGCACAUAUUACGACACUCUCUUCUCCGAUGCAGCAAGGAGCAUUGAUAGAACAUUGCUAGGGGGAGAUGAGGCGAAGGAGCUGAACGGGAGCAUUGCGAGGUUCUUGCCGCUGCUUGGACCUUGGUUGAUGGAGGCGCCGUCAGGGAUGGUACUUGAGUGGUUGGUACGGAGAUUCAGAAUAAACGAGUUCAAUGUAGAAGAUAUUAUCCGCGUCUUCCUUCCGUACCACGACUCGCCACAUUUUACGAAGAUGGUCACUAUACUUCACAUCAGACCAAAUUCAACCUUCAGCUUCCUCAACGCUUACAAAUCCGCUGCUCAAUCUCUCCCUCGAGCUGCUCUCAUCAAAGAGAUGCGCCAAAACGUCGACGUAGCUCGUUUCGUCUCCUCUCUCCUCCCAACCGCCAUAGAACACAAUUAUGUACACCGCACUCUCGUCGCCUUCUACGUCGGUUCCAUGCUGGACUUUGUAGGGAAGAGCAAGAAAUUGGACGACAGCGUACUAGCAUUUCUACUGCCCGCGAUACUGGUGCCGUUACAAGCUGACGGAAAGAGCAACAAGGAGUUGACUUUGGCCACAUAUGUCCUCCUUUCCGCCCUCUCUCAAAAAUGUCGACUUUCUUCUCAAGCCGUCAAGACAAUCAUCACUACCAUGGCUUCCUGUAGCUCUCAAGUCGCACCUCAACAGUACCUAAAAGCUGUUCUUUCGGUCCUGAGUCCGCAGGACCAGCUCGAGAAGUUGCCGAAAGCUUUCGUUUCUAGCAUAAUCGAGAUGAGGGAUGUGGAGAAGAUACUCCUUGGAGCGAUGACGUUGGCUGGAUCGGACCAGCUGGUGGCUAGCUUGUUACCAGAACUCGUUAAACAGCUAGAAGAAGAGCGCCCUCUCCUCUUUCUCGGCACCUUGGUCACUGCGUCAUCACCUUCUGCCCCAUCUUCUGUACUUCGCCAACUCACCACACUUCUCAUCCACGAAUCGCUGUCAGACGCUUCGUCGUCCUUAAAAUCACGCGCUCGUGCGUUCUUGUUGUCACUACGACAGCGCCACCCGUCUGCGUUCGAAAGUGCAGUGCAGAACGUCAUUGAGGACGACGAGGCGGUGAAGGACGAUAUUGAGCGGUUGCUUGUCGAGUUGUCUGUUAGCACCACAGGUCCAUUGGCUGGAAACAAAAAAGACGUGGAUACUGUCGUCGCAUCAAAUGACGCCGAUGGUCAUGUCCGCACUGUCGCAGUACGCGACAUGCUUUCAGCUCUGGCAAAGGGCGGGAUCGACGCCAACGAGCUUUCCUCAAUUCACUCUGCUCUCCUGUCUCGCACGAUCGACACGGACAUACAAGUCAUCAAUGCCCUCUACUCCCAACCCACUCUCGUCACACCUAUCAUCUCCUCUUGCUUCGACACCUACAUCACCGCACUUUCUUCUUCACUCGCUUGCACAUCUGCACCUUCGCGCCAGCUGAUCCGUAUCCAUCUUACAUUUCUUGCAUACCAUUUCACCAAGCAGCCGGAUGUUGCGAACAGCGCAGAGGGAGAUCGGAUGGUCCAGAAAAUAUUCGAGAAGCUUGUGUGGCCAUUCCUGUUAUGGACCAAACCACGACAGAGAACGGCAGCCGUAGUCUGGGAGAUCCUUGGUAGCGAAGAAGCUCUAGCCGGACCCAUCAAAGGUCUUGCAGGCUAUGAACUGCUGACGGGAUGCAUCGACGCUCUCAAAUGGGAAGAACAAGGCUCCGCGGGCGAUAGUUACGAACUUGCGUCGCGCGUCAAUCUUGCCAUCGCGAAUAGGAUGGCGGAGACGGCGUUGAUGUCGAAUCGUCACAAGGAGCAUUUCGAGUUCAUUUUGUUUACGCUGAGACCAUCGGAGUCGGGUAAUGGACACGAACAUGCGAGUGGGUUGGGAUAUCUGGUCAUGAGAGCAUUGGUGGGACGAAUGUCGGGUGAACAUCAGGUUGAGGCGGCGGAGAGGGUACUGGAGGCUAUUGGUUUGGAGUCGUUGGAUGGGGUGGAUGGGUUUAUGAAGGGGGCGGAGAGUUUCCAGGAGUUCUUGAACGAUGCGAGCUUGGGCAUGAACCUCGUUCUCAAGCCAAGCAGCAAGAACACCACGUAUUGGCUGCAGACGAGUCUGCUUGCGCUUAUGCCAAUCAUUCCACGUCCUGUCAAUGUACAGCUAGAUUGGCUAGCCCCUCAUACUGCCUUGAACGAAACCGAUCGACGAAGCAUGCUCUACGUCAAGCUCCAACGCUCAAUCUACACCAUUGCCAACUCCGGCUCCUCAACUUCCUCAGCUCCAUCCUCGACCAUAUUACCCGCCACGCUCACCCGCGCUCAGUUCAUCAACCUUUCAUCCGAUGCGCUAGCUUUCCUGGCUGGUGUCUGGCUUUCUUCUCCCACCCCGCUUGAAGCUCGUCGUACCGCACUUACACAUGCGGCGGCGUUCCUUGCCGCUCACGACAGUGUCAAAAGCGAGGGUGCCAUUGACUUCCAGACCAUCCUCCCUGCUAUCCUUGUUGCGUUGCGAGACGAAGACGCGGGAAUCAGGGAGGGAGCAGCUGAAUGUUUAACGUUGGUGGGGAGGUUGGUGGGUAGGAAGAGUGCUACAGGAAUUUACGGAUUUGAUACGAUCUACGGGGCGGGCAGCGAUCAGCUGCAGUAUCUCGAGUGGGCGGAUCUGCAGAGAUAUGUGAAGGCGAUGGCGGAGAAUGCGCAUCACUUCGUGAGCGCUGGCGAUGGCUCGUUUGUCAGGGUUUGGCAUCAUCAGCACUUGAGCAAGGCGAAAGGAGAUUCCAAGAAAGAUGCCUCGUACAAGCAACGCGUGCUGUGUUAUUUGCUCUCACACGCUAACGGCUCUCCUGUGAUCGACCUCAAACUUUGCGUCCUUCGCUCCGUCGAUGAGAUCUCGAACCACGCCAAAGCUCAAACUCUCGUACACACCUUGACAAGCCUCGCCAAUGAUGAAGAAUCCAAGGAAAUGGAGGUCCGAUUCGGAGAGAAGAACUUCGAAGAGUUCGAGACGUUGGUGCUGAGGAGUCUGGAUGUCUCCGUGGUCGCGGAUUUGAACACGGAUGAUGCUGGACUGUGGGGGGUGGUUAUGGGACUGUUGAAAAGGUACCUGCAACCUGGUUCACAUCCUUCGUCCCGCUCGGCACUGUUGUAUUCUAUAGAGCACGGCGUCUUCAAGGGUCUCAGUAAGGAGCGCCAGUUCGAGAUUUCGAGAUUACUGCUCGAAGUUGGAAGCCAGGCGACGAGUCUCCAAAACACUUGCAAAGCAGUCCUCACCAGCGUUCUUGACGGUGUCCCUCUACUGGUCCAGCUCGCGACUUCACUGCAGCCUGCGACGCCAGAUACUACACAGCGUGCCAACAAGCGUUCCAAAGUUUCACAGUCAAGCUCUGAUUCGCUAUCUACUCUGAGCUUCUUUGCGGAAAUUAUCAGCGGAAAGGCUCUUCCCGGUUCAUUGGAUAUUAUCUCAUGCCUCCUGGAUACAUUGAGCAAGGUUGUUCAUUGUGAUGGUGCAUCUCAGUCAGAGGCGGUCUACGUCGAGCAAUUGAUCAUGUCGGCUGUGGAGAGCGCCGCGACCAAUAUCGAGAAUGUGAACAGCAUACCGCCGAAUGCGAUCAGACUUGAUAUCUUGGUUGAGAUUAUUCGAGUCGGUGACAACCCGCAGACGUUCAAUCAGGCCCUCCUCUUGAUGUCGAGUCUUGCCAGACUCGCACCGGAAUCCGUCCUGCACAACAUCAUGCCCAUAUUCACCUUCAUGGGCUCGAACGUUUUCCAUCGUGAUGACAGCUACAGCUUCCGUGUUGUGCAGAAGACUGUCGACAGCAUUGUUCCGGUCAUGGUUUCGUCGCUGAAGGCCAAGUAUGCAACGCCGCUAGAGCUCAUCAUUGGGUCCACGGAGUUCGUGAAGAUCUUCACCGACGCAGCAAACCAUAUUCCCAGACACCGACGCACGCAUUUCUUUACCCAUCUGGUGGACGUGCUCGGAGCCGAAUCUUUCCUAGCUCCAGUAUGCGUUCUCAUCAUUGGGAAGGCUGCGAACAAGGUUGUUAGGCAGCACGGUGAAGACUUGAAGUCCACGCUUGCGCUGCCUCUUUCGGUCCUUCACCAUUACCCUGCUGAUGUGCAGCUAUCUGCGCUCACUGAGGUCGUGCGAGAAGUACGCCGCCUGUUGAGUCAUGUCGUUGACCCCGAACAUGGAGAGCCAACGAUUCUGAAUGUCGUAAGCGAGGAUAAGCAGUCCCUUCAGGCGGCAUCUGCUGCUAAACGCCGUGCCCACGCUCUCGUCAUCUCCACUGGUUUGGCCCUCGAGGCGUCCCCCACCACAUUCGCCACAUCGAAAGGGUCGUCCGUCGAGCUCGUGGUAUCUGCGUUGCUCGAUGUUCUCAGCAUAUCGAACGGCACAGGGACUGACGGGGAUAUCGGCGAGAUCAAGACGGCUGCACAAGUAUCGGUCAACCAGGCCUUGAGGGUGAUGCCCGCCGUAUCUUUCGUCACUGCAGUGGCGAAUAUGAUUGAAAGUGGGCAACCUGGGGUGCAGGCUGAAGCCCUUAAGCUUCUCGGUGACAGACUACCCUCAGUCUCAGAUACCGUCCGGGAGAGCACUCUGGUCACCUCUGUUAUCGCGAAGAUCGUCAUCAGGAUCAAGCAAUUGCUCUCGAUUUCAGCCUCCACCGUUGUCGUGUCGGCAUUCGAUGCGCUCAAAUCAAUCGGCAUGACUCUCAGUCGUGGCGAGGAGUCAUCCAUGAUGGAGUGUGUUCCGCUUCUCGUCUCGGCUAUUAGGGACAAGAAGGAGGCUGCAUCUGCGCUUGCCGUACUGCCUACUCUCUCAGGGAAACUCGGUCCUCGCAUCAUUCCCUACUUCCGAGACAUCACUGAUGAGUGUGUUGCCAUUCUCCGCGAAGGCAUCAAGGGCAAACCAGCUGGUUCCUCGGCCAUCCUUGUGGAUGCUCUUGAGACGCUGAAGUCUCUUUUCAAGGCCAUUCCGACGUUCUGGGGCAAUGCUGAACUGGGAAAAGUCUUUCAACUUUACCUCAGUUACCAGGCUUCAUCGGCUCAAUCUCCCGCCUUGGACACCUUUGUGCGUUCCGUCGUGAAAAAGGCCCCCACGAAGGUUCUUUUGCCUUCCCUAUCCGAGAUGUGGACAUCGUUACAGACAGCAGACGACGAGGACUUGACGAGCGCGUACGAAGGGCUGUUCGACUUGCUCAGAAGAUCCCUUCGUGCUGGCCCUAGGGCAGACGUCGUAGAGCACCUCCGACCGUUGUUCAAGAUGAUGCUCGAAGCAUUCGAGUUGAGGAGUAAGGCUGAUGGCCUAGAUAUAGCUAAGGUCGAAGCCAAGACCAUCGGCGCAUUUAUCGAGCUUGUCACGAAGCUGAACGAGAGCGCGUUCAAGCCUCUGUUCCGCCGAUUGUUCGACUGGGCGUUCGCAGAUGCCGGGUCAGACAAAAAGAUCACCUUCUGCCAUCUCUAUCUCGCAAUGUUGGACUACUUCAAGGGGCUAAUGACACCUUACAUGUCCUUCUUGGUCCAACCGUUCAUCGGGAUCCUCGACGCGUUCCCUACGGACACGACCAUUGAUCCGGAGCUCUGGACCUGUGUCAUCGAGACCCUAACAGCCAGUCUAAACGUCGACGAAGGCCUGUUCUGGCGCGAAGAUCGUCUCCGCCAAAUAUCUUCACCCUUGGUCGCCCAGGUGCCGAAAUGCGUCGAUCUUCGCGAAGACUCUGACAUUGGCAAGGCGAAGGUUUUGGACACGCUAGUGGCACUUAUGGGCACUGUCGGCGACGAUAACCAGCUCAAGAAGAUCAACCUUGACGUUCUCAUGCAUACCCGCUCCGAAGACGCUCGUGUCCGACUGUUCGCUCUCCAAUGCGCCGAGGCCCUCUGGACCACGCAUGGAACGAAGCUCAUGGGGUACGUCUCCGAGACCUCCACCUUCAUCGCCGAGUGCGCGGAGGACGAGAACGACAGUGUCGUCAAAGCGACGCACAAGCUCAAGGCUGCAGUAGAAGGUGCGACUGGGGAGCGUAUAGAUAGUCUGUGAAAGGAGAGACGGAGCACGGAGUCGUGAUAAGGGCAAGUAUGUACAUGCGAAUUUAAGAUCCUGGGUCGAGAAGGGCGAGCGGCAGAGUAGAACUAUAUAUGCAUAUGCAAUAUGAUAUAUGACACAUAUCAUUGGCGAACAACUUUGGAUAUUGCAGAACUCCUUGAAAAGCUUGGAUGGUUUGUGGAUGGUGGGACGACGACGAAUGUAAUGGGGGAUGAUGAUGGUAGGGGUGACAGUGAGAUUGACGAGGAUGGGAAGAAUGGAACUGAGGAGUAAUAGGGACGAGAUGAGACCAGAAUAUAAUAGAGCAGAGACGAGCAGUGUCAUUCCGGAGCAUAAGAUGUGACGGUAAAAGAGAGAUGGAGAAAGAACGGUAUGUAACGGAACGAGAAAAAAUAGGUAGAAAGGAGUGAGAUGGAUUAUACCAGGCAGGGUAUCAUGAGUGCAGAACGUCAAAAGAGAAAGGUAAAUUGAAAGCGAAAGUGAUAUGGAUGACGUUAAAGACGUGAACGAGCUAGAUACUAUGAAAGCGAAAUAGUCCCUUGAGAGUCUACACUGCGUCUUCGAUGCAGUAACUUCUCCUCCGUAGCUUUGCAUUGAGCGAGCAGCUGGACGAUAGCCGAGCGAGGGCAAGCCGUCCGAAUGAAGUGUGCAUUGAGCAAUUUAUCAGGCUCGAACCUGUUCGCCACAGGUUGACAACACAGGUUCAAAAACUCAUGGAAAGGUCGUGAAUAGAUUUCCGGUUGGGGCAGCGAUGGCAGCUGCCACUGAUCACCGAUUUGUCUGGUAUCCUGCACGUCGGAGAAUGGUGGCUCGCCCGUGACGAGUUCCCAGGCAGUCGCACCAAGAGACCAGACGUCGACUUUGAGAGGGUCAUAGGAGCCAGUUCGCAUCUCUGGAGCCUGCCAGUAGAUAACUCCAACAUUAUCCGAGGAUUGUGGUGUCCCCGGCGGGGAUUGCACGGCGUUCGAGAAGUCAGCAAGCUUCAACACUCCAUCCUUAUUCAGCAGCAGAUUGUCCGACCUCAAAUCACGAUGCGCAAUAUGCUGCUUCUGCAGGAAGCUCAACGCAAGCAACACAUCCCACGCAAACCUCGCCACCAUCUUCUCACCCACCACUAAAACCUCACUGUCCCCGUCCUCCAUGUUCAUCUCCACCGCAUCCGCACUAACGCCCAGGACGUCAGCAAGACUACGCUCCAUGAGCUCCAUUCCGAUCCACAAGCUAUCCUCGACGAGAUCGACAUAGAGUUUAUCCAAGCUAAGGACAUUAGGAUGUCUAAGCCCACGCAUCAUUUGCAGUUCCCUCUUUAAGUCCACGAGUUUCGGGGAGCCAGCGGGGGAGAUGGGAACGUUCUUGAUAGCCACCACAUCCGUGGAGACCGAGAACGGGAACGAGACCUUGGGUGAUGUGGGCGAUGACGACAAGGUUGGCGAAGGACUCGAAUCCCCCGGGGAGGGCAGCGCCCGAGUCGGCCUGGGUGGCCUUUUCCCAGUCGCAGUCGUCUGUUUCGGAGGUGGCAGUGGCGCGAUGACCCGUGCAGAAAAGACCGAGCCCGACUCUCCCUCCGCGAUUUCCACCAAAUCAUCGAACACAUCUCUCGGGUCGAUGGUAUCGUCAAUGAACUCCGAAAGCGGUCGGACGACCUCGGAUAACCAUCCAGGGUACCUCUGUGCGGGAGUGAGUGGGCUUGUCGCCGCGCUCGAUGAGGCUGAAAUCGAGGAGGCAGGAGUGAGUGCACCUGCGACUGCGGGGCUGAUGCCAGUGACUGUGGCCGUAGCAGACGAUGCGGCGGGACUGGGGCUGGGACUAGGACUGACGCUCGUGCGCGCGACCAUGUCCGUCGUGAUCACAAUAGACGGCUUGCCCGACGACGCGCCCUUCACACUCACGGUCGGCUCCUCUCCCUCUGAAUCAUCUUCCUCCUCGGCAUCAGGGAAUUGAGCUUUCAAAGGAGACGGCUGAGGUGACGCCACACCAAGGAACGCCAGCGCCACCGGACUCUUCGGUUCCCUGCCGACGCCAGAUACAUAACCACCAGCAUUACCGUCCUCGGCGCUAUUCGACCCAGACGUGACGGACAUCGUCUGCCUCGGUGAUUCCGAGAACCCGUACUCUGACCCAGAGCUCGACCGACUCCUGGACGAGACACCGCUCCUACUCGUGCGAGAACUCGAUCUCUUGGUGGUUGAAGUGACAAUGGCGGUAGGUGCUGGGCAAACGGCAUCAAGUUCGACAUUGGCUGCGAUCGCGGUGGUGGGAGUAUUAGUGGAGGUGACGGAUUCCGGCAGAGGAGGGACAGGUGCAGAAGGGUAGGCUCGCUCCAUGACAGAAACCAUGGAAUAAUGGCCUUGAUCCGACGAGAACACCGAGGGCGACCUAGGCACUCCAUUCAUCCAUCCCUCUUCCGAUGACUCGCCAUCCUCCGCAAUACGCAUCGCCACACUAUGUCCGCCCAACGACCCCGAUCCCGAUCCCGCUUGGCCCUCACUCUCCAUACUCCCUUCAUCCUGCGAAUCCUCGCUCGUACGCCUCCGACUCCCCUCACCAUUACCGUCCCCGGUCGCAUUCUCGCUCCCACUCCCACUCCCACUCCCAUUCGUCUCCGCAUUCGUAUCUCCCGUACCCGGCCUCUCCACCGCCUUCGCCUUAACCAUCCUCACCACACUAACAUUCCUCACCUCCGCCAUCGACGCAUGAAUCAACGUGCUCCCACUCGCGCUACUCAUAUUCGAAUCCCUAUCCCUACUAUUCCUAUCCCUGCUCCUUCCCCUCUCCCCCUCCCCACCCGGAUGAGUGCUACUAACCGGACUAGUCCCCGACCCAUAAUACCCAUAAUACCCAUGCCCAUUGACCCUCGCCGCAUCGAUCGUCAACUGCGAAGUCGUCGAAUCCCUCGUCCGAUCCCUCUCGCUCGACUGUCCUCUCGACGAUACCGUCGAAGCCGACGACGCCGACGCGACGCUCAGAUGAUGCUCGUAAGUCCGGACGUUCGACCGGCCUACGCGGCCUAGCCCCGCAGAGUAGCCAGGCGAGCCCGGUGUGGUGGGGAACAUGGGCGACUCUGUGAACGCGGGAGAGAGGGGCGUGUGGCCCGUGAGUCCGAAGCUCGUUCCGCUUGUGAGUGCGGUCUGGGGGAGGUCGAGGGGGCUGAAGACGGAAACGGAGGGGGAGAGGGUUAUUGAGAGUGAAGGAGAGGGCGAUGGAGAGCGGGAUUGUGAUGGUGAACGGGGUUGGGCGGAUUGCGUUUGAGAUUGGGAUUGGGAAUUCGGCGGGGAAUGGGAGCGCGAGUCAUGUUCGGCAACUGAUUGCAACGGCGACGGUGAGCGUGAACGAGACAGUAAACGUGAGGCAGGCUGAGGAGACUGCGAAUGCGAUUGAGGUUGAUGAGGUUCCAGAUGAGCCGACCGUGUAGAGUACGGUGAAUGGGGAAGCGAGCGUUCCGAGCUAACUUCAGAUAAUCCAGACCGUGGCGAGGAAUUAAUGGCGGGCGUCCUCGGGCUCCGAUUACUAGGACUAUACGAAGAUGAGUAAUUCGAGUUCGCCCCGGGAGUGCGCGACUGCAUCAUCCCCAUCAGCUCGUUAUACAGCGGCGAGGUACUGAUCGUGUACCCCGGCAUGUUCUCCUGCUCGUGCUCGUCAUAGUCCCCGGCCUCAUCGCCGCCAUCUCUGCCCUGCUCUUGGUAUUCGCUAUCCUGGACGGUGAUAUUCGGUAGGACCGGCGAUAACGACGGCGUAAAAGUAGACGUAGAGGCUGAUGGAGAAGUCGACGAAGAAAUGGUAGCAGCAGGCAACAGACCUGCACCCAAACCGGAGCUCGUUCCAGCCUUGCUCUUAACAACGGACUUCCGGAACUUCGACCGUGCAGCCUGAGCCUGAGCCCUCAACGGCGAAUGUGGCGGCGUCCCGUUCCCAGAGGUAGAAGCCGUGGGAAUCGACGAGAAUAACGAAGCCGUCCAAUCCGACAGGUCGUCGAUCGCGUCCUUUCGGAGUGACAAUCGUGGUGGUAAGACGGAUAGACGGGGUGGUUUGUGUUUGAUGAGACCGUCGACGGUUUGGCCUAACUCAUCUACACCUUCCUCCACCUCUUCGCCAUCCAGCAGCUCACUGUCGGCCUCCACGAGUGUCUGGUCCUCCUGCAAUAUUGUCUCGUCUCCCGGCUCUACCGCCUCCCUCGCAGACUCCAAUUGCGGUUGCCGAGCAGAAGAGGUUCCUGCAUGCUGCUUCUCUGCUGGCCGCGGCCUCUCCCUCUCGAACGAGCUCAACGGCGGCGGCAAAUCCAUCGAUGUCCCCGCCCUAUGAUUCCCACCGUCUUCCUCGUAUCCAUCCCUAUCCGAAGUAUUGUAAGCUGGAGGCGGCGAACUCGGUUCAGGCGGUGGUGUCUCGUUAACGACUCGGAAUACUUUUCUCGGUGGCGUUCGUGCCGGCAUCCCGGAGGGGGAGUUGAGUGGGCCACCUGCUGAGCGCGAUGAUGUUGAAGGUGCAAUAGCCGAAGGAGUGUGACUGAAAGUGGAAAGUGAUGGGGACGGUGAUGCUGCUGCGGGUCUAACGGUCAUCAUCGAGCUCAUCGUCGCAGCACUAGGAACCGGAGCUGGUAGUCCAAGAUGAUCUUUGCCGUGCCCUUCGUCCUGCGCGUUGAAGUUAUCGAGCGUGAUAGUGUUUCGCUGUAUAUACACGAACUGCGAGUCGGUCGAAUGAGUGGCUACGCUCUCAUUGGCGUCAAUCUCCGAGUAGGAUCUAUCGAUGGACCGAUUCGCGCCUUGACCGGAGCCAGCAGCGCUCGAAGCGUUAGAGUCCGAAUCUAAUCUUCGAUGAUACAUUGGGGCGUGAACGGGAAGUGGGGGAGGUGGUGAGUGAUGAUGGAAACGAGAGGAAUGCUCCGAGCGGGCGUCGUCAGAAGACUGUUUUCGGCGCAGAGAGCUUGAACGAGCGCGGGGUUUAACGAGUGUGGUUAGCGAGGUCGGGGGUGGUGGUGGGAUUCCUGUGACUCCUGCGUACACGGAUGGGGAGGAGGCGGAGAACUGGGAGGGAGAUUGGGUGCGGGAGAUGGGCGAAUAGCGGUCGAUGUCGCGGUCUGAGGCGGGGGUGCGAGAGCGGGUGCGCAGUUGGUUUUGACGAAUCGCGAUGAUUUCGUCGUCGGUGAAGCCGGCUUCAGAGAGUGCAGUAUCCCAGUUGUUGGGGAUACCUUGGUAAUUCUCAUCUACAUGCAUAUUGUGCUGGAAGCCCCAAGGCAAUGAUAUUGAAUCAUCAUCGGUUGGGUCCGUUGCCUGCUGCAUCUCACUAGCACUACUGCUCGCCAAGGAGUCGCUGGUAUUCGUCCGUGACGGUUUCGGAAACGUCAUUGACUUCUUUCCCAUCGAGCUCGCCAUCCUGAUGAAGUUCCGCCUGAAUCCUGCUGAAUCUGGUGGCAGACUGCUCGGAGACUGAGUCGCGCGACUCGGGGCCGGCGAUGGAGACCGUGCAGCAUACUGAGAAGGUUGGUACGCUGUCGACAACGGCGUCGGAGGCUGUGAAAAGGAAUCUGCGACGGAAAGAGACUGGCCAGAGAGGGAGAGGACGGAUUGCGAGCCUGUAACGGACGAAUAGAGAUAAUUUGGGUCCUUGGGCGGAGGCGCAGGUGGCUUUGGAUUUCCGGAAAACUUGAAGACCUUGAAGGUCGAAAAGCGCGAGUUUGGCUUUGAGCUCGAUGCCGACGGCGACGACAUCUAGGGACUGCUGGUAUCUCCUGCACCUGUCGUCGACGAUGGCCGCAGGGGUGUCGCCGACGUG